Stylophora pistillata is the source of this 2906-nucleotide messenger RNA. Its product is annotated as immunomodulatory peroxidase. Gene Ontology annotation, molecular function: peroxidase activity; heme binding. NCBI's taxonomy places the organism in Eukaryota, Metazoa, Cnidaria, Anthozoa, Scleractinia, Pocilloporidae. The record is from RefSeq and is a predicted model, not a curated record. Gene Ontology annotation, biological process: response to oxidative stress.
UAUAAAAUGAGGGGCUUUAAGCCAGUAAAGUUAGAGCUGUUUGGUAGCUUUUGGUAUUCCCAUUGUGAAGAAUCAAACUGACUUAAAGACAAUAUGCCAGGACGUUUACUCGGUGCUUUACUGCUUAUUUUGGUUCUGGGAUUGGAGCAGGGAUCCUCUUCUGUUCUAAAUGACGUAGGCCGAUUUGAAGGAGACACCCACACCAUUGCUGAACUGAAUGACCUGGACAUGGAACUGGAGCAAGAUAGCGUGCCGGCCGAUGUUUGCAAAAAAAUCAAAGAUGAAUUCAAAGCCGUGGAGAAAAAAUCCAUGGCUGAAGCCAAAAGAGAAAAACCUAAUAGCUUACAAAAAGGGAUAAAAGUAGUGGCCUUCCAGAUACUACAACAUGGUAAAAGUUCAAUUGCGGACGAGUCGAAAGUGCGUAGGACUUUACAAAACGAAGCUUGUGUCAAUCGCGCCAUUGGAGACAUCUGUAAGAAGAGCAGUGUUUUGAACCUUUUAGGAAUAGCUGCAAGUGGGGAGGAGAGAAUAAGCAUCUGCAGGGAAAAGGUUCUUCAAUGUUUAAAACAUAGACCAUUAGGGAGCGUAGAAUGUCCAGAUAAGUCUAAGGAGGAGGCCCGUUUUAGAACAAUUGAUGGGACUUGCAAUAAUGUGCGUCGACCCUUAUUUGGAGCAGCCCAUACUCCAUUCAGACGAGUACAACCAGCUGAUUAUGAAGAUAAGGUCUCGUCACCUCGUGUGGCAGAAAGUGGAGACAAGUUGCCCAACGCGAGAAAUGUGAGUCGUUUCGUCCAUGCCAGAAAUGCAAACCGCAAAAACCCUGAUUCUCCAACGCUGACACACUUGGCCAUGAAUUGGGGUCAAUUCAUGGACCAUGACGUAACGCUGGCGGAAGAACAGGAAUGUGACUGUGAAACCCUUAACUCUACUGAGCCAGAGUGUUUCAACGUUAAGGUUCCGUCCGAUGAUGAUGUCUUCCAGAGGAGGGAUGUUACAUUCUUCCAGGUGAUUCGAGAUGCUCCCCAUGGAUUUAUAGCAGAGUGUUCACCAGGACCAAGAGAGCACACCAACACGAUAACAGCUUUCAUCGACGCGUCCAACGUUUACGGCUCUAGCGAGGAGGAAGCUGAACACCUUCGAACCCCUGAUGGAAGAAUGAGAAUUAUGAAAACUCGUCACGGCUGCCCUUUGGGGGAUCUUUUACCAGCACAAACAGAUCCUGAGAUACCAUGCGUAUCAAGAGAUCCUAACAGACCUUGUUUCAUAGCCGGAGACGAACGUGUGAACGAGAAUCAAGGUCUUAUGUCAGUUCAUACUCUGUUCGUCCGGGAACACAACCGAAUAGCAGAGUUUUUUGGUAAAAACACAGAUUGGGAAGCAGAGCAGAUUUACCAGGAGACCAGGAGAAUCGUUGGGGCGGAAUUACAAGUUAUUACAUACAAUGAGUUUCUGCCACUGCUUCUUAGCCCCAGAACGAUCAGAAAAAACAAUCUCGCUCUGCUGAAAGGAAGCCGGUAUUUCAAUGGUUACAACUCUGGCGUCAACGCCCAAGUGUCCCAGGCCUUUUCUGCGGCAGCUUUCCGAUUUGGGCAUAGUUUGGUUCAGGAGGAGUUUCUACGUUUUACUCAAGAGGGUUUUGAACACAAAUGCAGCAAAGACUCAGAGUACACUCCCAUCCCAGUACUGGACUUUGGUAAUCCAACCUACCUAUAUGACAAGUGUAAUGGUGGUGUCGAUGCCAUCUUUAGAGGCUUGGUGAAGAGUCCAGCAGCCAAAGUUGAUGGGCGUUUUUCAAGCUCUGUACAAGAAAACCUGUUUCGAGGCCCCGGUGACUUGUCCGACCUCAUAGCCAUCAACAUCCAAAGAGGACGAGAACGCGGUGUGCCUUCAUACACGACAUAUCGAAACACGUUUUGUAAAAUUACACCAAAAGUAAACAACUUCGAAGAUCUGAAAAACGCUGGAAUUGGCGAAAAAGAUAUAAAUAAUUUGAAGUCCCAGUACCAGUCAGUCCAGGACAUCGAUCUUUUUGUUGGAGGAAUGAUGGAGCCUGCAGAUCCGGAGGGGGGAGCACUAGGGAAAACCUUUCAAUGUCUGCUAGCCGAGCAGUUCAAACGACUGCGAGUGGGUGACCGCUUCUGGCAUGAAAAUGCGCCGAACCGAGCAAAGAACACUGAUAAAACAGCUUUCACGUCUCGCCAUUUGCAAGAAAUAAGAAAAGUCACUUAGGCCAAGGUGAUCUGCGACAAUUCUGAGAACAUCCCUUCUAUCCCCCGGAGGGUAUUACAACAGUCAAAGAUAUUCACCGAUUGUAAUAAGCUGCCCGAAAUGAACUUGAAUGUGUUUAAAUCAGGUUUCAGAUAUGGAUGGCUAAGGUUCAGGGGGGACACUCCAAACCUUGACGAUGAAUAUGACGAAGGAACGACCGGUAAGCCAUCCACGAAAAUGGAAUAAUUCAUUGGCUUCUCGGCUCCGAUUGGCGGAUUUCUACUUUUUUAUUAAACGAUAUAGAUUAAGUCUACUAGGGUUUAAGGUUUAAUAUUGAGUGCGCGGGAAGAAGAUAGCGGUUUGAAGAAUACUAAUUAAAAUUCUUACAGUGGAGUAGGAGAGUUUGCACGGAUAAGCUUGUUAGUGAGAUUUAACGCCUCUUUGUAAUUGGUUGUGUUGUUUUCAAACUUAAUGGGGAUGGUGCCCUUAUUUUUACCAGUCUCAGCCUACAAGAUAUUGCCAUUGAUGGAUCCGAUAGGCAUAAGACUGUUCUUGCUGUUGCUGUCGUUUUUUGCAGUUUUAUUCAAAGAGGUUCAUGUGUAAUUUCAACAAGGCCAUCUACAUCUGGGUGAACCAUUUUGGAAGCUCGCUAUAUUUCGCUUCAGAUAGUCAUAGAAUAAACUCCAUUGAUGCAUUAA